Molecule: messenger RNA, 530 nt
Organism: Lucilia cuprina (Australian sheep blowfly)
Lineage: Eukaryota; Metazoa; Arthropoda; Insecta; Diptera; Calliphoridae
Product: protein midgut expression 1
Exons: 3
Coding region: 159-392 (77 amino acids)
Source: RefSeq, a predicted model, not a curated record
CGACACUCAGUAGCGUUUGGUACGCAGUAAUUGGCGGUUGGUUAAAUUUUCAGGUCUACUUUCUUUUAAUUGAACAGAGUUUUAUUUUCUACAAAAAAAGUUUUAAUAAAAAAGUCAUACGCCUUUUAUAAAGAAAGCAGACACAAUAUUUAAACAAAAUGUGCAAGUGUUUAGCCGGAAAUGUUGCCUGCUGUUGCCUCAAUUGUGCAGUCGGAGUUCUAAUGUCUAUUAUUAGUGCGUUCCUGGUUAUUAUUAUAAUUGUUGGCAUUGUGCUAUACUUUGUUUAUUAUCAUGACGGUGACCACAGUGAUGAUGUUCAAAAUUCUGUGGAUAAAUUCAAAAAUGUCUUGUCGGAUAACUUCGACAAAGCUUCAAAAAUUCUAAAUGAUUAAAUGAAAUAACUAUUCCUAAAAAAAGUUCAUUUUAGUUUUGCAAAAUGAUCUUUUAACGAAUCUCCAUCAUAAUUUUUCACCUAUAUAUAUACCUAAAUGUAUUUAUUAUACUGUUUAUAUGUCUAUGUACUGUGUAUU